AUGAGGUUUUGGACUCUAAUUGUUUUCUCCCUAGCCUUAUUCUCUUCAAUAUCAGCUGAACAAUGUGGUAGACAAGCUGGGGGUGCUCUAUGCCCAAAUGGGCUGUGUUGCAGUGAAUUUGGGUGGUGUGGCUCCACACCUGACUACUGCACAAAGAAUUGCCAGAGCCAAUGCAGUGGUGGUGCAACUCCGACACCCUCCAACCCAACCCCAUCCCCAGGUGGUGGCAGCGGUGGUGAUGUCGCCUCCCUCAUUAGCUCGUCUCUCUUCGAUCAAAUGCUUAAAUAUCGAAACGAUGCAAGGUGCCCCAGUAACGGCUUCUAUACGUACAAUGCUUUUAUCAAUGCUGCACAAUCUUUCAAUGGCUUUGGCACAACUGGUGACACGAAUACGCGUAAAAGGGAGCUUGCGGCAUUCUUGGCUCAAACCUCUCAUGAAACAACAGGUGGCUGGCCUGCGGCACCAGAUGGUCCAUAUGCAUGGGGAUAUUGCUUCAUUAGGGAAAGAAACAACCCAGGUACUUUCUGUACUUCCCCAGACUGGCCAUGCCCUCCUGGUAAACAAUACUAUGGCAGAGGACCCAUCCAACUCACUCACAACUACAACUAUGGGCAAGCAGGAAGAGCAAUUGGGUCAGAUCUUAUAGACAAUCCUGAUCUAGUGGCUACAGACGCCAUCAUAUCAUUCAAGACGGCCGUAUGGUUCUGGAUGACUCCACAAGCGAACAAGCCGUCGAGUCAUGACGUCAUUACAGGAAGAUGGACACCGUCUGCUGCCGAUAGGUCAGCCGGUCGACUUCCGGGUUUUGGUGUCAUCACCAACAUCAUUAACGGCGGGCUCGAGUGCGGCAAGGGUGCCAAUGAUAAGGUGGCUGAUCGGAUUGGAUUUUACAGGAGGUAUUGUGACAUGUUGGGAGUGAGCUACGGGGACAACCUGGAUUGCUACAAUCAACAGCCUUUUGCGCCAUGAAAUUGCUAGGAAUCUAUGUAUUAGGCCACCUACCAAAUGGCUGAUUAGUAGUGGUGCAAUAAGGAUAAAGCAAUAAUAUGUAAGAUUGAUUUCGUUGUUGAAAUAAGUUCUUCAAUAUAAGUUUGAAUUUUUUAACACCUUU
Messenger RNA from Ilex paraguariensis (yerba mate), 1111 nucleotides. Lineage: Eukaryota; Viridiplantae; Streptophyta; Magnoliopsida; Aquifoliales; Aquifoliaceae. The record is from the annotation of a GenBank genome assembly.